AUUGUGGUCGUAAAGUCGAAUGGUCGUAAGUCGCAUAGGUUGUAAGUCGGCGACUACCUGUAUAACCGUGAGGCAGUGCAGAUAAUAUUUUCCAAAUAAGUCCAAAGUGCAGUGUCUCCCAGCCCCUGCAGCUCGCCGCAUUUCACUACGAGCCACCAGGAGGAGGUGAAGAAGGAGGACGUAAAAAGAAGCAAUUUUGCAACGCGCUGAAUUUCGUGCAAAUUGUAGCCAUGGAGAUCACGUUCACUGGCAAGCGCGCGCUCGUGACUGGAGCCGGAAAAGGCAUCGGACGGGCCACAGCUUUGGCUUUAGCGCGCGCUGGAGCGGAAGUUAUAGCUGUCACGCGCACACAGACCGACCUGGACACGCUCGUGCACGAGUGUCCUGCUAUUAAACCCGUGUGUGUGGAUUUGGCUGAUUGGGCUGCUACAGAACGUGCACUAAAGGAUGUAGGUCCUGUUGACCUGCUAGUGAACAAUGCAGGCUGUGCCGUGCUUCAGUCAUUCCUCGAGGUCACGCAGGACAGCUUUGAUAUGUCUUUCAACGUCAAUGUGAAAGCAGCCCUGCAUGUUGCACAAAUUGUGGCCAAAGGAAUGAAAGCCAGAGGAAGUGGUGGCUCCAUCGUGAACGUCUCCAGCCAAGCUUCACAUCGGGCCUUUAAAGACCAUGCUGUGUACAGUGCUACCAAGGGAGCUCUCGACAUGCUGACCAAAGUGAUGGCUCUGGAGCUGGCACCCUACCAGAUCAGAGUGAAUUCUGUAAACCCAACUGUGGUGAUGACGGACAUGGCAAAAAUAGGAUGGAGUGACCCAGUGAAGGCCAACGCCAUGAUAUCACGUAUUCCAAUGGGCAAAUUUGCUGAAGUGGAGGAUGUGGUACAUGCCAUACUGUUCCUGCUAUGUGACAAGAGCGCUAUGACUAAUGGAGCGUUCCUGCCGAUAGAUGGAGGCUUCCUGGUCAGCUAGGUUUAAAUCCUCUAUUAGAAUCUCUAGGAGGAUUGAAAAUAUAAUGUGCUUUUAUGCCAACAGCUUGUUUUCUUGACAUGUAUACUAAAAUACUCAUAUAAUUGGUAUUUUUACCUGCUGCAAGUCCUUGUGGCCUGUGAUAUGCCAUGUCAUCAUGUCUUACCGGGAAAACUGCUUUGUAAAGAGUUGAGAUUUUUCUGUGAUUAAAGGAGACAAAAUGAAAA
Molecule: messenger RNA, 1189 nt
Organism: Silurus meridionalis
Lineage: Eukaryota; Metazoa; Chordata; Actinopteri; Siluriformes; Siluridae
Gene: dcxr
Product: dicarbonyl/L-xylulose reductase
Exons: 10
Coding region: 231-965 (244 amino acids)
Biological process (GO): glucose metabolic process; xylulose metabolic process
Molecular function (GO): carbonyl reductase (NADPH) activity; L-xylulose reductase (NADPH) activity
Source: RefSeq, a predicted model, not a curated record